Molecule: messenger RNA, 1733 nt
Organism: Spizellomyces punctatus DAOM BR117
Lineage: Eukaryota; Fungi; Chytridiomycota; Chytridiomycetes; Spizellomycetales; Spizellomycetaceae
Exons: 3
Coding region: 1-1533 (510 amino acids)
Biological process (GO): regulation of transcription by RNA polymerase II
Cellular component (GO): nucleus
Molecular function (GO): DNA-binding transcription factor activity, RNA polymerase II-specific; RNA polymerase II cis-regulatory region sequence-specific DNA binding
Source: RefSeq, a predicted model, not a curated record
AUGCUCAUCGUGGCGCAAGUCCUCGAUCAUUGGUGGCCACUGUGGCGAUCCGCCACUUUCGAAGUCGCGUUAGGCAAGCUACUGCACGCGUUUGUUCGGCCUCCUGGCAAACUGUCAACGUCGGCCGCACUGUCUGCAUUCGACCUUUGCAUACUCACCAGAAGCGGCGAUUCAGCCAGAAUCGGAAUCACAGUGGAGUGUCACGUAGGAGAAUUUUGGUCUUGCUGGACGUUGAGCCUCCAUCCUCCGAUCUUACCAGGUAUGAGCACAGAUAUCAUCACACUCCCAGACAACUCGAAGUCGACUCAAGGUCCAGCCGCGGUCGCUGCGAUGCAUGCAAUGCAGGCGGCAGCGGCGGCAGCUCACGCAGCGCAUGCGGCUCAUGCAGCCCAGCAAGAAUUGUCAGCUGAGAGGCAAACCAACGACAGAGGACACCCAGAUGAGGGCGGGAAUACCACAUCGCUGAGCAACAACGUUGUGACCUUGGACUCUAUGGACGGUCCGCAUCUUCCUCUCCUUCCUCACGCCACUCCCGACAAACCCUACGCCUGCGACAAAUGCGAUCAAACCUUCUCACGACAACAUAAUCUGAAGUCGCACUCAUUCGUUCACAGUCGCGAGCGUCCUUUCACCUGCGAUGUUUGCAGUCAGGCCUUCUCUCGCCAGCACGAUCUAAAGAGACAUCAGCGUCUUCAUGAUGGAGUAAAACCAUACAAAUGCCCCCAUUGUCAUCGCGAUUUCUCUCGCCUCGAUGCAUUGAACCGCCACAUGCGGGUAGAAGGAUCAUCAGCCCCUUGUUGUGGGCUGAACAGCUUUGGCCGGAUCUCGCGAUUGACGAGCAUGGGAACGCAGGUCAAGGCUAAGGAUGAUUCUUCAGCGGCCAGUGUCGGCUCGCCAUUUGCAGGGACAUUGACUGAUGCACCCGGAACACCUCCCACGCAGACUCACUAUCCAUACCCUCCUCCAUUUCUUACCGCAGCUCUACCUUUUGGAAUGUAUCCACCUCCGUCUAUGCCAGUCACAUCACCAGCGGCAACAUCCGCGGUCCGGAGCCCGACAGCGUCAACGCAUCACUUUCAUAUGUAUCAUAAGCCCGGAGAACCGGCUAUUAAUGUCUCUCGCAUAGGAGCAGAAAGGUCGGCAGAUUCGUCCUUGACCGCUUCUCCCACCGGAACUCCCACGUCGAGUUUAUCAAGCCUCCCCGUUCCACCACCAGUUAGCGUGGCAAAAGGAACGAUGGUGUCCGCCGGAGAUUUGAGCGCGCUGAUCGAUAGGAACGAGUACUUGGAAAAUAGAGUAAGAGAGCUUGAAGUGGAGGUGCAAGUGGAGCGUAAAUUUAGGGGACGUAGAGAAUGGUUAGAAACGAGGGUGAGGGAAUUGGAAAUUAUUGAAAAGGCCUUGCUGACGACAAUUAUGGAGUCGAAGGAUCCUAAUCUGCAAGCAGGUCUGAGCGGUUUGAGGAAGAAACCCGAUGAUCCAAAUAGGGAGGAAUCGCCAUGUGAUGUGAACGGGGUCCGAAUUGCGAAUAAAUGAUAUUGGCACUAUGUAAUUGUGCACAUGCAAGAUAGGCAUUUACAGUAGCGUCCUCUCUUUGGGCGGACUCGUUGCCAUGCAGGUGUUUAGUCUAGCUAGCUUAGAAGGAAAUAAUGCUUCCCAAAUUGCUAUCGUGGAUGGCAUCCGUUCAUCCUGUUAAAAAUAAUUUGAAGUGCUUUGGAUUGCCAACUUGAUGGCAG